Molecule: messenger RNA, 2420 nt
Organism: Onychostoma macrolepis
Lineage: Eukaryota; Metazoa; Chordata; Actinopteri; Cypriniformes; Cyprinidae
Exons: 18
Coding region: 724-1725 (333 amino acids)
Source: RefSeq, a predicted model, not a curated record
UUAAUUUAAUUUGUAAUCAUGUUUUGUUCUCUCAACCCUUUUUGCUUAAUAUCCAAAAUAUAGGCUGUUUUAGCUUGUUGGAUUUUUUGUUGCUGUUUGAGUCAGUGUGGGCCUCUUUGCUGAAGGUUUAAGAAGUGUUAGAGCACAAAAAGGUCUCAAACUAGUGGAUAAUCUCUAUUAUCAGUUUCAGGUCUGAGGUUCAGUUCAGUUGCCCAGCCAGCAGGGGGCAAAUUUUUUUGCUCAUGCAAAAAGAUUAGAGGAAAUGUUGAGGAACAUGCAGUAGAUGUUUGAAUCGGUAGUUACUGCAGGUAUAAAUCAUAUUAUUCAUUCAUUUAUUAGUUGCUCACCAACAAAAGCAGUAUAGGUCCAUAAGUACUGGCUGUUCCACCCACUGGAUAAAAUAUUGUUUUUAGAUUAGGACUGUAUCAGUACCUUUUAAAGGGUACUGCCCAAGUGACAGCUUUGUAGCUUUUUCCCGAUAAUGUAGGAAGCAGGUUUGUGCAGUUUCAUUCAGUACCACAUUUUUGGUCAUGUGGUGGUUGUGUACCUGCUUCUGAUGUUGUGUGCCUGCUUCUGUGAGCAUCUAUUGUGUAAUUCUGUCAUUUUGCUGUGACGCAAUAGAGAGAUCCUGUUGUGCAUUUGAUAUUUGUUGUGAUGUUUGUCUCUCACAUCAGGAAUCACUAUCCUGAUGUGCAACUUUGCAAAGAUGUUUGAGAAGUUAGAAUGCAUGCUGAUUCGGUACCAAAUCAUGGUGUUGGGCCUAGAGGUGGCCAGCCCGUGUCACAGGGAGAGAGGGGCAAUGGUUACAGUCACGGAGGGGUCCCUAAUGGACAAGGUGCUAUAUCCAAUGGUUUCCCCUCAGGACCAGGAGUGACCAAUGGAAUGAGAGCUCAAAUUAAGGGCUACGGUCCAGCAACAGAUAUGAUUAAUGGACGAGGAAUUAUAAACAAUGGACCAGUUUUGCCCAACGGACAGGGCACCAAACCAUCCAAUAUGGGAUACGGCCUUGGUGCUGCUGGUUAUCUUGGAGCUGGUUUGACUGACGGUUAUGGAGCAGGUCUAGGGGCAGGUGGAUAUCCACAGGGAGUUCGAGCAGGAAAGCAGAUUGCAGGCUACAGCAAUGGAUACGGCAGUGAGGUUUAUGGCACAGCAGACGGUUAUGGAGCAGAACCUGCCUACCCAUCAAUGUUAGCUGAUAAUGUUGGCCUGAACGGUGUGGCUGGUCUUGGAGCUGGAGGCCUUGGAGGUCCAGGGCUGGUAGUGAACCCUGGCCUGGGUGCUGAUGCCAAGUCUAGAAAAUAUGGGGCAGGUGGAUUUCUUGGAGCUGCCGGAUCCUUGCCUUACGGUGGCCAGCCUGUGGUCUCAGCUGGACUUGGCCCUCAAGGCAAGACUGGUAGUUAUGGUGGAACUACGUAUGGAGGAAUAGCAACCUUUGGGCCAGACACUUCUUUGGGUGGUACAGGUGGAGCAAUGGAGCCUUUAGCAGGUGGAGCGAUAGGCCAGAUUCCUUACAGUGCACCAGUCAUUGCAGCUGGGGUUGAUGUUGAUGCUGGUCAUCCUUUUGGUGCUGAGCAGCUCAGUCUGGGUGCUGAUGCUACAAAGACAGCCGCCAAAUAUGGCACAGGCUAUGCAGCUGCACUGAGUACUGGUGGGCAGAGGCCCUAUGGUGGACAGAAGGAUGGAAGCAAGCUUAGUGGCAUAUAUGGGAAUGGGUACAAAGGCUGAUUUCCAAGGCCAUGCUGUUAACCUCAUCAGUGUUUUUUAGCCCCUUUAUGCCUAGUGUUCCUCACCAUUGUGUAGUUCUGUGACAUGUUUUUGUCUGCCAUAUUGUUUUAGUGUUAGUUUUGUGCCCAUUUGUGUGGGCAUGUGUGUUUGGUGUGGUUUUGAUGUUCAUUGUUCUGUUCUUUAAUGUUUGUGGAUGUUCCCCCAGUCUGUUUAUUUGUCUUGUCCAGUGGAGUGUUUCAUGUCCCUUGUGUGUCUCUGUAUCUAACUAAAACAUGCUAAGCACUUCAUUGGCUGUUAUUUUAAUUCUUAUGAAACACUAAAUAUUCCACCUCCUAAUCUGACUCCUUAGUGUUUCUUUGACAACUAUAUGAUCAAUGAGGAUUUCAGGGUUUAAAAAAAAAAAACUGCUCAGUCCUGCUUAAGGGCACAGUGAUGGCAAUUAUGGGGUUUGAUACUGAACUAUUAGCAUCAGAACAAGCUAAAAGAUAGUUUUGAAUUCUGUUGUGAGGUCACUUUUUAUCAAAUGAAACAUUACAUAAUGUCUUAAAGUAAACGCUAACAAGAUGACAUAACAGUCAUAAUCUAAUUAGCUCUCAUAUGGGUAAACGUACAGCUCUCAAUUCUCAUCCGUCUACAGGAAAACCACAUAACAAGCAUCCUGUGUCACACUCAUGAGACAACAUUUAAGAGGAAAC